AGCGAGCAGAGCACAAGAAGUAGAGGUUGCUAACCGGAAACAAAACAAGUCGCCUUCUCUUCAGCCGUUUCGUUAAAUUGAGCAAGUUUAAAUUGUUUUAUUGUUUCAUGUCAGGUAGUAUUGGCCAUGUUGUUAUGCUGUCCGGAGACGAAGACACGUUAUGGGACUAUUUGGGAAGACGCCGACAGCGAAAACAGCAGAAAAGUCCUUUGUGUCUGCCUGCGGUUUAACUGUUACCACGUCAGAGUUAAUCCUGCAUGACAUGUUCCCAUUAUCCCGUUUAGCGCAUCAACUCUUCUCCGACAAAGGCAAUUGUGCGAUUGAAAGAAGUUUUAUCGAGUUUUGCCGAUGCGCAUCUAAAUAAGUGAAUGGAAACAAGAUUACUGCCAAGUGGCUGCUGUGUUGAUGGAUGCGGCUCAGGUGAUAGAUGACUCCAAAGGUUCCUCAGCAACUCUUCCCCCGUUUCCUCCUGGUGGAGACAUGCUGGACUUCCUGGUUCAGUCGGGUGAGAUCAGUGAACCUGACGGUGUGUUGGCCACCUGGUUUCACAGAGCCAAUAGCAAGGAGGAAAUGAACAAAGCUCUCACAAGUGAUGCUAUGAUCCUGGAGGCUGAUAUCACUCUGGAUGGUUAUGGGACACCCAGUGAGAAGCCAAUCCCUAUCAUGGCCCACCCUCCUGACAUCUAUAGUGACAACACUCUGGACCAAUGGCUGGAUGCUGUGCUGGCCUCUAGAAAAGGCAUGAAGUUGGAUUUUAAGUCUCUGGGAUCGGUGGGUUUGUCAUUGGACCUGCUUAGUCAAAAGAACAUUAGCAGAGGAAUAAACAGGCCUGUGUGGCUGAAUGCUGACAUCCUUAAAGGUCCCAACACACCAGACUUUGUGCCUCUAGUCAAUGGAACCAGAUUUCUGCAGUUGAUUCAGGAGAAGUUUCCAGAUGCCACUUUGUCCCCUGGAUGGAAGGUGGCCUAUGCUCCUCCAUUGUUCACUGCGACCUACACCAGGGCCAUGAUGGAAGACAUGUACGCUAUGGUCAAAGAUGUCCCCCAAAAGGUGACAUUCCCGGUCCAUGCCUUGUUGGUUCGCAGUGGCUGGCAGCACCUCAGCUGGCUCCUCAGCCAGUCACCACGGUUCAGCCUGACUUUGUGGCAGGGUUCUAUCCGCCCAAACGUCAGUGACCUGAUGUUCGUCCGUGAGAACAGCCACCCGACCAGAGUCUACUACGAUAUAUACGAACCAACGCUGUCUGAAUUCAAACAGGCUGCAAAGCAGCAGGGCCUCCUGAGGAGAUUCUAUCCUGGGGGAGACCUGAUGGAUUUCCUCUAUCCAGUUCACAACCCUGACUCCCUGUCCACAGCCACACAACGCAACAGCCUGGCAGUCCAUUGGUUUACAGUCACUGACCGAUCCUCCCUGUUGGCUCAGCUUUCAGAUGGUGAUGGCGGUAUGCUGGUGGUUCAGGUGACCGCUGACAGGAACCAGCCUGAAGUCCCUCUGCUCGAAGGUUCUGGGAAGAGCUCCGAGGCCCUCACACUGCAGGACAUCCUGCAGCUGCUCGGGCAGAGAGCUGAUGCACCCUGGGGUGUUCACCUGCGGCUCCGCACUCGGCAGCUUCUGGAAGCUUCUCUCAAACUGCUGCACUCCGCCUACAGCGAAGAGACGCUCUACAGGCCUGUCUGGAUCAGCAUGGAGGGUCUGCACAGCACCGACAGCACCACGGAGUUUGUAUCCACAGUAGAGCGGCUGUUCCCUUACGUCACCCUGGUCCUGACGGAGCAGAACUGGCCUCCUCGGAUCCCAGCGGCAGGCUUGUCUCAGAGGGUGGCGCUACAUCUGAACACAGCAUCGCUGCCGGAAGGACAGGAGGCGCGUAACUCUCUAAUGGCGCUGAUGGAUAGAUAUGACCUGAUAGUAGAGGAUACAAAAGGCAGUGCUGGAGCUUUCCAGGUCUUUAAAGGACUUGUGACCCAGCGUACAGGCAGAGCAAACACAAACCUGUAUGUGAUAUCUGAUCAAUCCUAACGGAGGAUGGAUUCGACCGACCCAGAAAUACGUCAAUUAUCACUUAAAAGGAUCUUUGUGUCAUACAGUUGCCUCUUAAAAUGACAGAUAUAUUGGAAGGCUAAUGUUAUCAAGCUGAUACUGGCUCAUUACUGAUCUAUCCAGUCCCUCCAGAAAAACGUGAUUAUGCAAUCGCAUAAUUCAAUGCAUAAUCAGCCAACGUCUGCACAUUUAUGCGGGGGGGCUUCAAAUACGCUGCACUUUCACCGCAUAAAUUGACGAUUUCUGUGCAAAAUAUGCGGGGCUUGCAUGAUUUCAUAAUCCCCGCAUUUUAGUUGCAAAAAAAGUCACAUAUAUCUUA
Molecule: messenger RNA, 2359 nt
Organism: Perca flavescens (yellow perch)
Lineage: Eukaryota; Metazoa; Chordata; Actinopteri; Perciformes; Percidae
Gene: fam151a
Product: family with sequence similarity 151 member A
Exons: 12
Coding region: 406-2019 (537 amino acids)
Source: RefSeq, a predicted model, not a curated record